UGUUUCAGUCAAUUCUUAUUCCUUUUACAAUAAAUAAUGCUAUCUUAAUUGCAUUAUUUUCCUUGAAAAACCUUAAUUUGAACACCAACCUCCAGCUGUCUGAACACCGUUAAAACUACAAUGCAGAAUGUUCGCUCAAGUGACCUUGCAUACUUUACUUGGUGAAUUUUUUCGCCUUUUUAAGGAAAUGAAUAUCCCAGCUUAUACAUGCCCCACGUUGCGUCUUGGACGGACUUUUGACGCCGAAACUUCUAGUGCUUGCAGUACUGACAUCUUCCCAGAGGGAACCCAAACAGAGCAGAAAAAUGUCAAUACGUUUUCGUUCAAGUACAAAGUUGUAGACUCCUGCAAAGAUGUGAACGAGUUAUUGGGCGUAUCUGGAGAGCUGUCGUUAAAAAUCAAGGCCAAUGUUCUUGAAGUGGAAGGAAUAGGAAAGUACAUAACUGAAAACAUGACAGAAGAGGGAACAACCAACCUUUUGGCUGUAAUGAAAUGCACCACGGUAAUUGAGACCAUAGUUGGACAGCCGAAACCAAAAUACGAUGAAGAAUGUAUCCAGGGAGUCGGUAAGCAGUAUGUAAGGAGCAUUAUAUACGGUGCUGAGAUGGCCGCAAGUCUGAAAUUCAAGCCCUCGUCAACUCGUAAAAGAGUAGAUAUCCAUGGAGGUUGUGAUGGACAGCUGAACCCCUUAAUUGCCAAUGCUGGACUGAAAGCUUCAUUAGACAAACUGUCCUCAGAGUGUAAUGACUUGUCAGAUAUUACCAUCCAAUAUUAUGCCACAGACAUGCCAGACAAACUUCCUACAACACUGGAAGACUUGCUGUCUUUGAUUGAGAGUUUCCCUUCUAGAUUGGAGCGUAUUAACAAUGGUAGAGGGAUUCCCAUGAAGUUCGAACUCCUGCCUACAAAGGACAUUAUUCCAACUGCAAGAGCAUACAUACAGCAAAGAGUGUCGAUGGAUAAAACGGAGGAAUUAGGAAACCUCUUUGAUGACCUUCGCAACGCUCGUACCUACGCUAACAGGUACCUGGACAGUGUCGAAGAAAUUGAUGAUGAUAUUCAGAGUUUCAUCUCUAAAGUGAAAGAACUCUUGCGUGAUUUCCAUUCGGCAAUUUCUGCUUUGAACAAGAGUGAGGGACAGGAGCUGGUAGAUGCUUGUCUGGACGCUUACAAGCAAGCCUUGGACGGAUACGAUGUCGAGGGGAAAUUUGUCCGGAGGUGGAACAAAAUAAUGAAAACAAAGCUCCCCAUUGAGAAGCCACUGACUAUUGUUCUGCUUGGAAAGACUGGAAAUGGAAAAAGUGCUACUGGUAACGGAAUAAUUGGAAAGGAACAAUUUGAUGUCAACGAUGGUGCUCAGUCUGAAACGCAAUACUGUCAAAAAGGCACUGGAACCAUUAACGACAGAGAGGUUACAGUGAUAGACACCCCGGGUAUUCUAGAUACGUCGGUUGUAAAGAUGAUGGGCGGUUUCAAAUCCUGGCUCCCCGCUUACACAGUCGAUCAAGAAAGAAUCCUAACGGAACUGGCAAAGAUGUACACUAUGGCUCCUCAAGGCUUCGAUGCCAUCAUUCUGGUAGCUAAGUUUGGCGCACGAUUUACUGCCGAAGACGCGGAAGCACUGAAUUUGCUGNAAAUGACGAUUUUAACGGAAUUUGCCUAUCUACCACACCGCAUUGAGAAGCCACUGACCAUAGUUCUGCUUGGAAAGACUGGAAAUGGAAAAAGUGCCACUGGUAACGGAAUAAUUGGGAAGGAACAAUUUGAUGUCAACGAUGGUGCUCAGCGGUCUGAAAGGCAAUACUGUCAAAAAGGCACUGGAACCAUUAACGACAGAGAGGUUACAGUGAUAGAUACCCCGGGUAUUCUAGAUACGUCGGUUGUAAAUAUGACGGCUGGUUACAACCCCUGGCUGCCCGCUUACAAAGUCGAUCAAGAAAGGAUCCUAACGGAACUGGCAAAGAUGUACACUAUGGCUCCUCAAGGCUUCGAUGCCAUCAUUCUGGUAGCUAAGUUUGGCGCACGAUUUACUGCCGAAGACGCGGAAGCACUGAAUUUGCUGAAACGUUUCAUGGGUAAAGAGUCCGAAAGUCACAUGAUCCUGCUACUAACACGUGGCGAUGAAGCUGCACGUAAUGCACGGAGGAAGAAAGUCUCUCCAGUCGAGAAAUACGUUCAACAAUGGAUCGGUGGUAUGCCAGAAUGGGUUCGAGAUUUCGUACACCAAAUUGAAGAUCGAGUAGUUUUGUUCAACAACUUGCUAGAUGCUGACACAGAAUCCGAAGAUUAUCAUCGACAGCUAAGAGGACUGAUAGAGGUGAUAGAAACGAUGACUAAAGGUAAGGGGCCUUUCGUCAAUGACAAGACACAAAGCGUUAUGAACAGCAGGAUCGAGGACACACUGGCUGUAGCCGGAUACACAGAUGGAAGAGAAGAUUUAAUGAAGCGAUUAGAAAUUAUUGACAGAGACCUAAGGCAGGAAGAUAGACUUAGCUUCAGCGAGAAGAAAAAUCUUCGAGAGUCUCGAAACGAGAUCGAGAAGCAAAUCGAAGAAUAUGACAAAAGAGAAGAUGCUUGGCGAAAAAGGACUGAGCAGGCAAUACAACAAAAGCUCAAAAAAGAGGGAGGAUGCUAUCCUGGGUCAGCCAUCUUCGUUGACAAACAUGGCCGUAGACGACAAAUGGAUUCUCUAGAAGUUGGUGACGAGGUGCAGGUGAUCAUCAACAACGAGAUCCGAGCAGAACCAGUGAUCACCUUCAUCCACCGUCAGCCAGAAGUUAUGCAAAAAUUUCUCCAGAUCACAACUGAGAAGAACAACAUCCUGAAGAUCNUGACUAGAACACCAAAAGGAAGGAGGAUGGCAAGGCAUACAAGAGGAAAAAGUGGAUUCAUUCCUGAUAGUUAUGUGCAGAAGUGUACUGGUAAACCUUUGACUGUUGUUCUUCUUGGAAAAACUGGAAAUGGGAAGAGUGCUGCUGGUAACAAAAUAGUCGGCGCCAGCGACGACGCAGAGACGUUCCCUACCAGUGAUGGUGCUGAGUCUGAAACGGAAUUCUGUCGGGAUGGAUAUGGUACCAUUAACGGCAGACUCAUUACCGUGAUAGACACCCCUGGAAUUUUAGAUACAAAUAUUGUGAAAAAGAUGCAUAGCUGGGGUGCCUGGUUGCCUGCGUAUAGAGAGGAUCAAAAAAAAGUUUUAAGAGAAUUAACAAAUAUGUACACUAAGGCUCCAGAUGGUUUUGAUGCCAUCAUUCUUGUAUCUAAGUUUGGCGAGCGGUUUACUGCCGAGGAUGGAGAAGCACUGAAAUUGCUUACAGCCUUUAUGGGGAAAGAAGCCGAAGGUCACAUGAUCAUGCUUUUCACACGUGGUGAUGAAGCUGAACGUAAUGCACGAAAGAAGAAAGUCUCCUCGGUCGACGACUACGUAGAGCAGUGGCUCACUGGUAUGCCAGAAUGGGUGAAAGAUUUUAUCUGCCGAAUUGGUAAUCGAAAAGUCUUGUUCAACAAUAUUCUGGAUGCCGACGAGAAUCCGGAGGCUUAUCAAAAACAGCGACUACAACUGAUUGAGGUAAUUGACAAGAUGACUGAGGGAAAGCCCUUCAUCAAUUCUAAAACGAAAGCUGCGAAAGGGAUUGAAGAGGCGUUGAAUGCCACUGGAUACAAGCGUGAUUUACAAACAUUGAGAAAGAAAGUACAAGACAUUGACAAGGAUUUAAAAGAUCCGAAGUUGAGCCCCACUGGAAAAAGACGACUUCAAGAGUGUAGGGCCCAGCUCCAACAAGAAAUUAAUGACAAGGAGGAAAAAGAAAGAACAAAGCGAAAAGAGAUCGAGGAUAAAGUUCGAACAAAAAUCAAAGGAGAGAUAAAAGACGGAGGAUGCUAUCCUGGGUCAGCCAUCUUCGUUGACAAACAUGGCCGUAGACGACAAAUGGAUUCUCUAGAAGUUGGUGACGAGGUGCAGGUGAUCAUCAACAACGAGAUCCAGGCAGAACCAGUGAUCAUCUUCAUCCACCGUCAGUUAGAAGUUAUGCAAGAAUUUCUCCAGAUCAAAACUGAGAAGAACAACGUCCUGAAGAUCACUGAAGAUCAUCUGCUGUUUGUAGAGAAGACUGGCAAAGCAACAGCCAUCCCUGCCAGAGAUGUGAGAGUCGGAGAUAUUCUGUACGUGAGAGCAGACCAUAGUGUGGAGAAGGAUGCAGUUCUGAACAUCAGCAAGGUCUACGAGAAAGGUGUUUACGCCCCAGUGACCCUCAGUGGCACCAUUCUGGUCAACGAUGUGCACACCUCGUGUUACUUUGAUGUGCUGUCUCAUGAGUGGUCCCACAGAGCGAUGGGUGUUGUUCGCGCCGCGCAUUAUGUGUCCCCUUGGAUUCUGCAGUGGAUCAGUGGCGUUGGACAGAAGGAUGGAUUCCCAGGCUGGUGCAGACUGGCUCAUAAGAUGCUUACCUUGUCGGACUGAAUUAUGAACGGUACUGAUCUCUUAUUUUUACUUCUAUUUGAUUUGAUUUGAUCUGGCUUUAUAUCUGACUGCUUAGUUGUUCGAUCAUGUCGUUUUUUUCAACCACUUAUAAACACUAGGCUAAAAAGUGAAAGAAGAUUCUACAUACGUACUAAAUAACAAUUACUGGUACCAUGGAUUUGUAGUCAGUUUCCAAGAUAAAAGAAUUAGUUGCCUUGACAAAGAUCUUUGAGGCUAGCUUCACGCGUAACAAAGAACAUCCGUUUCGUUUAGUUGGUGUGACAAAGAUUGUGUGACAAAGAGCUUUGUCGUUGGUCGCUGGUGUGACAAAAACCUUGUAGCUGGAUGUCGUGACAAAGAACUUUGUGGUCUGUUGAGUUGCCGUGUCCAAAGAACUUGGUAGGUAGUGCGACCAUAUAGUUUGGGUGACAGAUAACGAAGUUCAGUUUGCCUGCAAUCUUUGUAGUUAUUUUGUGUAGUUAAAUAGAUUGUCUGAAAUGUAGUUGCAUGUAGUAAGCUCAGAGAAAGUUGCUUAGUUUUUCAGAGAACGUUGAGUUGUAGAAGAAGUUAGCGAUUUUGUGGGCUGACUCAAGGAGUUUGUAGUUAAUCUGGCCCCGACUUGCAAGCUCUUUUAAAGUCUCAUGAAGUUUGUGUUUCGCAAGACAAAGAACAUUUACAGCUGGUUUCAUUACAUUGUCUUGAAGUGCGUUUCCAACGAAACGUGAUUCGUUUGUCAUGAUUCGCUUAUACAGUAUCUAACCUCGCGUCUCUAGCAACUAUAUCGAUACGUACGGUACAAAUAUGUAGUUCAACAUGGGGCAGGUUCCAUAGAGAUUGUGUCAGAACUUCAGCAAACUUGCCAGCGCCAAGUGAUUAUUGUCGAAAUUAUGUUUGAGAACUCGGGUCUAGACACUGUACUGAAAUCAGUUGUAAGUUAAGGUGAAAGAGGAAACAUUGUUGCUGCUGAAAGAUCCUUUUCCCAGUUUAGCUACGCGGAAAACGCCUGUUUCAGAUUAACAUUGGGAGCUUUUUUCAAAGAAGAUGUUUCUGAGGCAUUUCCCGAACAUUUGUGCUUGAGAAUCUUUUGCUAUAAUGGGGGAGGGUCUGUUUCUGCAAUACUGCUGUUUUCUCGUUCAGUUCCUCAGGAGCGCAUGCUCCGUAAAUAAAUUAGCUUUGAACCUAAUUCACAUAACAAGACAGCUGAACUUAUCCGUUUAACUCUGUAAACGUUAGCUUUGCAACCUGGAGGACAGCUCAGGUGCACUUUUUAGAGGAAUAACGCUGAUGCAUCUUCUAUUUCCCCUAGUGAUUUUAUUGCCACAUUUAGAGUAACCGGAGAUAACUUUUGGUGGAAUUUAUCUCGUUUAGUCCAAUUCAGUAAUCUUCAGGUAGCCCAGUGUGUUGGAUGCAACCAUCUUGGUACUUCUUACACUUAAAACUGAAUUUACGCCACGCCCUCCAAACUGCAAACAGACCCUUAACGGAUUUAUCCGAAAUUGGUCCACGGUCAUCUCUGUUACUUUUAUGUGAAGAGAAGAUUAACCAUAGCUUUAGCUGUUAUUGACCUUAGGUGUCGAUUAAUACAUGGAUUCUGUUUUAAAUUUCAAAAGCGCACGUGAUCCUGUAGUACAACUGUUAACAAUCAAUUUGAAUUCGAGUCGUCCUUACUGGCUUUCCUGAUUUAGAAUUCGUCUGGAUUAGCUCCAUUUCAGUUCGCUGAAUGCCAGAAUUUUUAAAGACCUGCCCCUGAGCUCCUUCUUCAGACGAUGCUGGUAAACGAUGUGUAAAUAAACUUGUUGCUUUCUAGUAGAAUUUUACAUGUAAUAGUAACAUUUUCCAGCCCACUGUAGGGACAGUAUGUAUUCAUCAAUAUCAAGGUGUGAUUUAAUAAGGUAACCGGGUGUGGGUGUGCGCUUUUGCCAAUUAUAGCUUUAUUAAAAAAAAA
This is a messenger RNA of Orbicella faveolata, 6404 nucleotides long. RefSeq lists its product as uncharacterized. The record is from RefSeq and is a predicted model, not a curated record. Gene Ontology annotation, biological process: cell-cell signaling; protein autoprocessing; multicellular organism development. NCBI's taxonomy places the organism in Eukaryota, Metazoa, Cnidaria, Anthozoa, Scleractinia, Merulinidae. Gene Ontology annotation, molecular function: GTP binding.